Fraxinus pennsylvanica is the source of this 2235-nucleotide messenger RNA. The record is from the annotation of a GenBank genome assembly. NCBI's taxonomy places the organism in Eukaryota, Viridiplantae, Streptophyta, Magnoliopsida, Lamiales, Oleaceae.
AUGGCACCAUCUUUGUACUGGUGGGCGAAGGAAACUCACAGGGGGACCCCUGUGGUUGUGAAAAUGGAGAACCCAAAUAACUGGUCCAUGGUGGAGCUUGAGUCUCCUUCAGAGGAAGACUUCAUGUACACAAACGGCGGCGUUCCCAAAGGAGGCCGGAACAGGAACGCCAAGCAGCUAACGUGGGUUCUCCUCUUGAAAGCCCACAAGGCUGCCGGCUGCCUUACGUCCAUUGCAUCCACAUUCUUCUCCCUUACCUCUGUCAUACGCCGCCGCGUCGCCUCCGGCCGCACUGACUCCACCGACACCACCGAGACCGAAAACCCGGCGGUCAAGUCCCGGUUUUACUCCUGCAUUAAAGUCUUUCUCUGGCUAUCUUUACUCCUGCUCGGUUUUGAAAUGGCUGCAUAUUUCAAAGGGUGGCACUUUGGUGCACCAGAUCUUCAGUUGCAGUACCUUUACACUUUGACAAAUCCUUUGGCUGUGAAGAGUGUGUUUGAUUCCCUCUAUUCUAACUGGGUUUUUAUCAGGAUGGAAUAUCUUGCUCCACCCCUCCAGUUCUUAGCUAAUGUCUGUAUAGUUCUCUUCCUUAUCCAGAGCUUGGAUAGGCUAAUUCUUUGUUUGGGUUGCUUCUGGAUCAAGUUCAAGAAAAUCAAACCAGUUUGCAACCAAGAACUUGUAGAUCUAGAGUCUGGAGAUGGUAAUGACUAUUUCCCUAUGGUCUUAGUUCAGAUCCCCAUGUGCAAUGAAAAAGAGGUUUAUCAACAAUCUAUUGCGGCUGUGUGUAAUUUGGACUGGCCUAAAGGGAAUUUGUUGAUUCAAAUUUUGGAUGAUUCAGAUGACCCCUCGACCCAGUCGUUGAUCAACGAGGAGGUGAAUAAAUGGCAGCAGGAAGGUGCCAACAUUGUGUACCGACACAGAGUGAUUAGGGAGGGGUAUAAAGCUGGCAAUCUUAAGUCUGCAAUGAACUGCGGCUAUGUUAAGGAUUAUGAAUUUGUUGCCAUAUUUGAUUCUGAUUUUCAGCCCACGCCUGAUUUUCUUAAAAGGACUGUUCCUCACUUUAAGGAUAACGAGGAACUGGGACUGGUUCAAGCAAGGUGGUCAUUUGUGAACAAGGAUGAAAACCUACUAACUAGACUGCAGCUCAUUAAUUUAGCUUUUCAUUUUGAGGUGGAGCAGCAGGUGAAUGGAAUUUUUCUUAACUUCUUCGGGUUUAAUGGGACUGCCGGUGUAUGGAGGAUAAAAGCAUUAGAGGAUUCUGGUGGAUGGUUGGAGAGGACCACGGUCGAGGACAUGGACAUCGCUGUUCGUGCUCAUCUUAAAGGUUGGAAGUUCAUCUUCCUCAAUGACGUCGAGUGUCAAUGUGAAUUGCCGGAAUCUUAUGAAGCUUACAGGAAGCAGCAACACAGAUGGCAUUCGGGGCCUAUGCAAUUGUUCCGUCUCUGUAUGCCAGAUGUCAUUCGAUCAAAGAUCAGUAUUUGGAAGAAAGGCAACAUGAUUUUUCUCUUCUUCCUUUUAAGGAAACUGAUACUCCCAUUCUAUUCAUUCACUCUAUUCUGCAUCAUUCUUCCUAUGACUAUGUUCAUUCCAGAGGCUACUCUCCCGACAUGGGUUGUCAGUUAUGUACCUGCAACAAUGUCGUUUCUGAAUAUUCUCCCUGCACCAAAGUCGUUCCCCUUCAUUGUGCCUUACCUUCUUUUUGAGAAUACCAUGUCAGUGACGAAGUUCAAUGCUAUGAUCUCUGGCCUUUUUCAACUUGGAAGUGCGUAUGAGUGGGUUGUCACUAAAAAGUCUGGUCGGUCCUCAGAGGGUGAUCUUAGUUCCUUGGUUGAGAAGCAUCCCAAGCACCAAAGAGGGAGCUCAGAGCCUAAUUUAGUGGAAAUGCGAGAGGAAAUUAAGCAGCAGGAGCAGAGGGCUUCUCGGAAGAAGAAGCACAACCGAAUAUAUACCAAGGAGUUGACACUAGCUUUCCUUCUUUUGACAGCUUCAGCGAGAAGUCUCUUGUCUGCACAAGGGAUCCAUUUUUACUUCUUGCUCUUUCAGGGCAUAUCUUUCCUUCUCGUGGGGCUCGACUUAAUUGGUGAGCAGGAGAAUGCAGCAGAAAUUAUGGCACGAAAUUGGCACGAAAUGGUGAUAUUCAUUAAAUUAUCAGAAACAAAACAUUUUGGUAGAACACUUCCUCCUACCUACCUCUCCUCGGUCCUCCAUUCGUCCGACCAGAGGUGUGGAUCCUGA